GAGAUGGAUAAAGUGAAGGUACUCAGCAAAUGGGUCAGUAUGUUUGGCAUGCGCGUCCCAAUUGCCUUGGAAGAGAAAGGUGUUAAAUAUGAAUACCAGGAAGAGGAUCUGGCUCCCAAUAAAAGUGAUCUCCUCCUGCAAAUGAAUUCUGUGUACAAGAAAAUACCUGUCUUGAUCCACAAUGGCCAGCCUAUAUGCGAGUCUCUUAUAAUUCUUCAAUACAUUGAUGAGGCUUGGGAUUACAAACAAUUAUUACCCAUCAACCCAUAUGACCGUGCCCUUGCUCGCUUCUGGGCCGACUUCAUAGAUAAAAAAGUAAGGUAUUCCCAUUUUCUCAUUUUAUGGUCAAAAGACAAGGUUGAGGAGGGCAAGCGUGACAUGUUGGAGAACCUUCAAUUUUUAGAAGGCGCACUAAAAGAGAUGUCGGCAGGGGGGUCCCUCCCUUUUUUCGGUGGGAAGGAUUUUGGGUUUCUUGAUAUUGCCUUCAUUCCCUUUGCUUGUUGGUUCCAUAUUUAUGAAACUAUUGGGAAUUUCAAGAUACCAUUUGACAGUGAAUACCCACUUCUUGAUGCUUGGGUUAAGAGAUGUAUGGAGAGGGAUAGUGUUAAGAAAGUCCUUCCCUCUCCUGAUAGAGCCCUAGAACACAUAUUACAAUUAAGGGAGAGAUAUAUGGUUGGUUAA
This is a messenger RNA of Cryptomeria japonica (Japanese cedar), 681 nucleotides long. Its product is annotated as probable glutathione S-transferase parC. Gene Ontology annotation, molecular function: glutathione transferase activity. Gene Ontology annotation, cellular component: cytoplasm. The record is from RefSeq and is a predicted model, not a curated record. The transcript has 2 exons. NCBI's taxonomy places the organism in Eukaryota, Viridiplantae, Streptophyta, Pinopsida, Cupressales, Cupressaceae. Gene Ontology annotation, biological process: glutathione metabolic process. Bases 4 to 681 code for a protein of 225 amino acids.